Messenger RNA from Hydractinia symbiolongicarpus, 859 nucleotides. RefSeq names its product ribosomal RNA small subunit methyltransferase NEP1-like. Gene Ontology annotation, cellular component: nucleolus; small-subunit processome. The record is from RefSeq and is a predicted model, not a curated record. NCBI's taxonomy places the organism in Eukaryota, Metazoa, Cnidaria, Hydrozoa, Anthoathecata, Hydractiniidae. Bases 36 to 728 code for a protein of 230 amino acids. Gene Ontology annotation, biological process: rRNA base methylation. The transcript is spliced from 6 exons. Gene Ontology annotation, molecular function: rRNA binding; rRNA (pseudouridine) methyltransferase activity.
ACUCAGGCUAUUACCACGUUUUUUCAACAACAAAUAUGGCGGAUGAUAGUAGUGACGACGAAGGUCCAACUCCAAGUAAGAUUCCUAGGGUUUCAAAGUCGAAAGAUCAGCAAAAGCGCUUAAUUGUUAUUUUGGAGAGAGCAUCAUUAGAAACAGUAAAGAAUGGCAAAAAUUUUGAACUCCUAAAUUGUGACGAUCAUAAACAUAUAAUGAAAAAACACGACAAAAAUCCUGCAGAUUAUCGUCCAGACAUCACUCAUCAAUGUUUACUUAUGUUAAUGGACAGCCCCCUUAACCGUGCUGGAUUGUUGCAAGUGUACAUACAUACAGAAAGAAACGUAUUAAUAGAGAUUAAUCCGCAAACGCGCAUCCCUCGAACAUUCAAUCGAUUCUGUGGUUUGAUGGUUCAACUUCUCCACAAGCUCAGUAUACAUGCGUCAAACGGUCCAAUAAAAUUAAUGAAGGUCAUAAAAAAUCCUAUCACAGAUCAUCUUCCAGUUGGUUGUAAAAAAUAUGUAACUUCGUAUAAAGCCAAAAAGUGUAUCAAACUUCGAGAAUUUGAUCCUCCUGAAGAACCUAUAGUAUUUGUAGUUGGUGCGUUCGCCCAUGGAAAGAUUGACAUAACCUACGGCGAAGAAGAUGUAGCCAUCAGUGAAUAUCCGCUCUCCGCCGCAUUAACAUGUACGAAGGUGUGUUCUGCGUUUGAAGAAUCGUGGGGGAUCACUUAAUUCUGCGUGCAUACGCAGAUAAGCGAAAUACGGCAAACAUUAUUCUCGAUCGUAUUGUAUUUUUGUAUUUCGUACUGUAUUUUGUUAGUCGUGCUCGAUUUAUCUUUUUAUAAUAAUAAAAAUAAGAGUUG